Molecule: messenger RNA, 783 nt
Organism: Trypanosoma grayi
Lineage: Eukaryota; Euglenozoa; Kinetoplastea; Trypanosomatida; Trypanosomatidae
Exons: 1
Coding region: 1-783 (260 amino acids)
Cellular component (GO): cytoplasm
Molecular function (GO): NAD+ poly-ADP-ribosyltransferase activity
Source: RefSeq, a predicted model, not a curated record
AUGCUGCCUCAGAGGACUUCGUCGGUUCUCGAGUCCCUUCUUCAGGACACACAGAAAAGGUAUGGUAGGCCAGGAGCAGCGAGUCCUGGCACUGCAGCUGUGUCGCGCCAAACGCAGGAUCGUGAGGCAGCAAAGCCGCAGGGCAUGAUUCCAUGCCUAGGCUCUUGUGAUACUACGCGUGGACCCCGACAAUGCCCAUUGUGUCUCAUACCGCUUGACUCAUCGAGCCUUGUUUUUCACAUACAACAGUGCCCAAACAAUGUGCGUUCAUGCGAGUUCUGCGCUGAGGCGAUCCCAACUUUCUGCUACGAUGAGCACGCAUCCAACUGCCCAGAGAACAGAAAAGAAUGCUACGUUUGCCGUGCCCGAGUUGUAGCGUCGCUUCUAUCGCAACACUUGCGUGAGUGCGCGCCUGGGAAGGAGCUUAUUAUGUUCCACGGAACUACACUCGAGGCGUGUAAACACAUUAUGCGGGAGGGAUUUAAGCCGUCUAUGAAAGGGGUUCUAGGGGAGGGUGUGUAUCUAUCAAGAAACGUUAAGAAGGCGGUCAACUACGGUCCCGUUAUCGUUGAGUGUGUUGUUCGUGUUGGCAGUGUGGUGGUCAUCGACAAGAGGAAUCACCACCUUAGAAAGAAUUGGCCAGCACAUGGGUAUCAGUCAGCGUGGAUUCCCCCGGACGCAGGCGUUACUGCCAGUGGGCUGGAGGAGCAUUGCGUGCAUGACACCCGACGCGUUGUCCCUGUGCGCUUUUUCUCAGAAGCACAGGGGCAGAUCGCGGCGUGA